Emiliania huxleyi CCMP1516 is the source of this 621-nucleotide messenger RNA. RefSeq lists its product as hypothetical. NCBI's taxonomy places the organism in Eukaryota, Haptophyta, Isochrysidales, Noelaerhabdaceae. Bases 1 to 621 code for a protein of 206 amino acids. The record is from RefSeq and is a predicted model, not a curated record. The transcript has 2 exons.
AUGAGCGGCUUACUCGGUUCCCACGGCGGCAUCAAAUUCAAACAGCGCCUGACGCAUGGCGUUCAGGUGUGCGACUACGCGCUCGUCUACGCGGAGAAGAAGAACGACGGCGAAGCGCCGUACUCGGUCUCCUUCACCGCGACGCAGAGCGGCGACGUCAUCGUACAGCUGCACCCGCACUCGCAGCUCGAGCGCGCUGGCCGCGGUGCCAGGGGCCGUGCCGAUGCUGGACCCCGUCUCGUUGACAAGAACGCGCUGUCCGCGCGCGGCAGCGGGCCCUCGCGCCAGUCGCGCUCGCCGUCGCCCGACUCUCCGCCCGCCAAGCGGGCCGCCUCCGCUGACUCGUCCGGCUAUGAAACCGAUACGCCGGACGAGGUGCAGCAGGAGGCGGUCCGCAGGGUAUGCGGCGCGCUCGGCAUGAGGGAGCAGUUCGAGGCGGCGAUGGCGGCGGGCGAGCUGCUCGAGAUGCUCGAGAGCUUGCCGCGAGGGGCGGUCGAGGCCUCUGUCCGACAGAUGCGGGGUUACAACCGCACGGGCGAGUGGCCAGAGCCCAUUCUCACCAGCCCUGCCCCGCAGCGCGGCCGCUCGCCAAGCCCCGUCGAUGAGUGGUCAGAUGGUUAG